ACUCUGGCUCCUCCCCCCUUACAGUAUUCACCUGGUUGCCCCUGACUACCAAGCCUCAGUCUCUCUCAUGGUGACCACACGCCCAACCUUCUCCAGGUCUGUCUUUCCGUAACCGUGGUGACCUGACGGCGAGAGAGCAAGACCAUAAGAUCCAUCUGGUUCACUCCUUCAGAUGGGAGCAGAGCCAUUUUACACACUGGGUGAUGGUGGUCGUGGUGCCGGUGGUUAAAGGCGGGUACAGUACGCUGGGAAUGCUGUGUUAAGGACUUCAGGAGUGUUGCUGGGAUACAACAUCAUGCCGGUCCACCAGAUUGUUGUGGCUCCAGUCCGGGACCCAAAGAGCAGUCCUCGCUCCAAGGACAAGCUUGAGGGAGCGAAGGCCAGGAAGGCAAGUUCAGAAAGUCGAUCCAGCAGCAUCCCCAAGGGGAAGGGCUCUACAGCUGGGUUGGGUACAGCAUUGAAGACAUCGGCCAUACCCCCCUCCCCUCAGGACAUAGGCAGUUCUGGCCCACGAGCACCCUUGGAGGCGAGCGCCGCUGUCACCAUCAAAGCCAGCUUAAGCAAGCCGCCCCGCCCGGUUGCCGCGACGACCGCCUCCCAGAGUACGCAGCAGAAGAAGACGGUGAAGCGCCGCCAUCGACGCAAGAAGGAGGUCAGCGACCCCGUCGGUGGCCCCGUGGACGCCCCGGCCGAGGGGCAGGGGGCCCCGGCCCGGGAGGGCAGCCCGAGCCCGGACCCCCGCGAGAGGAAGAAGGAGAGGGGGGAGGAGCCAGCGGGGACCAGGGUCCGCAAGGAGCUCCCGGCUCCCAGGCCGAAGGGCCCGCCGUCAGACACCACCUCGGAGGACGAGGCCGGGGGCCGCGAAGACCGCAGCUGGAGCAAGGAGAGGGCCCGCAGGGGCCGGCGGCGCAGCGGGGGCGGCAGGGACAGGCCGCCCGGGCCUCGGGUGAGGCCAGGGGGGGAGCCGGGGGCAGACAAAGAGGCCCCCAUGGAGCUCCAGACCAUGGGUUCCCAUGAGGGCGGGGGCGGUGGGGAGGAGACCGGGAAGCCGCCGGAGUGCGAGGCGGGCCCGGAGAAGCGGCGCAGCAGCGGGGGUCCUCCAGGGGCCCCCAGCCCCGGCGGCAGCUCCUCAUUGGCCGGGGAGGAGGAGCAGAUGACCUACCAAGGAACCUACCAGGAGCAGGGGGCGGGGGGCGGGGACUCGGCCGUUCCCACGGGGACCAAACACUGCGGGGCCAACGGUGACACGGGGCAAACGCUCUGCUCUGAAGACUCUGACGCGGAGGUUUGCAGAAUCUGCCACUGCGAGGGUGAGGAGGAGUACCCGCUGAUCACGCCGUGCUGGUGCACGGGAAGCCUGCGGUUCGUCCACCGGGCGUGUCUCAACCAGUGGAUCAAGUCCUCAGACACGCGCUGCUGUGAACUCUGCAAGUAUGACUUCAUCAUGGAGACGGAGCUCAAACCCCUGUUCAAGUGGGAGAGGCUCCACAUGACCAAGGGGGAGUGGAGGAAGAUCCUGUGUUCGGUGGUCUUUCACCUCCUGUCCCUAUCGUGUGUGACCUGGUCCGCAUACGUUCUGUGUAAGAGGACCGCUGAGGACUUCCGCCUGGGCAAGGAGGACCAAUUGUGGAGAUUGGCUCUCUUGAAGUACUACUCAGCAGAGGGUGUGAUGGAGUGGCCUUUCUGGACCAAGGUGACAGUGGUGGGGAUGGGCAUAAUAAGUGGCCUAUUCUUCAUGCACAUCCAGGGUGGGGUCUACCUGCAGCUCUGGCGCCGCCUAAAGGCCUUCAACCGCAUCAUCACGGUGCAAAAUUGCCCCGAGAAGGGCCUGCAUCCCCCUCGGGACCCUAAGCCCCGGGUCAAGCCGACGGGGGACACUGUGGUGGUCCCAGUCGGACCCUCCCCUGCGCAAGUCCCGGAGGAGCAGAUGGACUCUGACCAAUCGGUAGAGGCCGCAGUUGCGCCUGUCUGAGGCUCCUCCCCGUUCCAAACCCUGUAGUCCAAGGAAUGACUGAAAUAGCCCUGCCCUCCGUAGGGUGGUUGAUUUAAAAAGAAAAGGCGUGGUUUGGGUCUAAUUGGGUGUGGUGGACAUGUUCCUUCAUGCUAAUCCUGACCUUCUGACUGAGUCACCAACAAGAGGAAGAGUACAGCAGAAGGAAGCACAGGAAUGGAGGUACAGGCAGAGACAAUUUAGGAAAUGGGGAGUCGUUGGUUUAUCACUACUGCAGUGCAAGUAUAGAAGUACUGAUGUUAAACUGGAGAUCCCCAGUUGUAACUCAACUAUUUUAUAUAGAUGUAACGAUGAAAUGUAGCCAGUCAGUGACAUUCAGUUUCAGUAUUCCAGGUCAAAUAUUUACUGUUGCCAAUUGUACGUUUCCAGUUCUUAUCCCCGGUGUUUCCUAUCUGAAGAAUAACAGCCUCUGUUGUAAUUGAUGCAACUUAUUUAGGCAACUUAUGUAUUGCGUUCAUUGUGAAAAAAAUGGAACUCGAUCAUUAAUAAUGACAGAUCCACUUUCUGUGUCAACAAAAUGUAUUUUCUAUUUCUAAUUGGGUAUGAAAAUAUUAUUUAUGCAAACAUCUGCAAUAAACAAUAAUAGAUUCUG
Molecule: messenger RNA, 2603 nt
Organism: Gadus morhua (Atlantic cod)
Lineage: Eukaryota; Metazoa; Chordata; Actinopteri; Gadiformes; Gadidae
Gene: marchf1
Product: membrane-associated ring finger (C3HC4) 1
Exons: 8
Coding region: 296-1972 (558 amino acids)
Molecular function (GO): zinc ion binding
Source: RefSeq, a predicted model, not a curated record